AGAAGAAGAAGAAGAAGAAGAAGAAGAAGUAGCGGAUAAUAGAGGAAGUUUCACUAAAUAAAGCAGUCUUUCUGUAAGCAACUUUUUAUUUGUGAGAAUUGCGUGUACACUUGGGACAAAAGCGUGACCCUGGAGCACAUACGGAGAACUUGUCAGACUCGUUUGAGUAGUGACUUAAACUGAAAAGCAGAUCCAAAGUUCAACACGGUGAGACUCAGCUUAGAGCUGCCAGAAUAGCAGGCCAAAGGUGGACCGCCCCUUUUUUUCCCCCUUCAACCAUCGUGAGAGCAUGAGCAUGAGAAGUGGAAAUGUCAAGGCUAGUUGAUGUCGGCAAUGCAGCGUGGCGUCGUGUCAUGUGAGAGGAUUUGUCUCCAAUCUGGAAAUAAGGGAUUUAAAAUCUCGGAGGGUUCGAGUCGGCGUAAGAAAACCUGCAGCAAACGUUUCCAGAUCAUUUGAAUAAUGCUGUUUAUGAUAAUAAUGAUAACAGUGACUUUAGCAUAAAGUAUAGGUAACAGCAGGCAAAUGUAAAGCCAGUGGUUGCCAGGUUUUGCAAUAUUGAGCCAGUUUUUUUGUGUGUGUUUUUUUUUCUGUGAAAAAGUUUUAAGCGUAUUUUGUGUUCACAAAACUGUAAGCUGUUGUGCCUACAAAUGAACUACAUUUAAAUAAAUAACAAAUGGGAUGAAGCUGGGAAACCCCUCCACCGAGUGACCUCCAGCUCCAUGCUCCGGCUCUAUCCUCCAUGCUCCACGCUGGCUCGUAGUAAGAUGUCGACUCCGGAUGCGGCGCAACCUCCCCCCAAACCCGAGCUCAAACAGAAACCCCGAAUCCCCACAAAACCCGACACCAACACAUCACACACACCUCCAACGGACAAGGACCCGCUGAAUAAAAACAGCGGGAAAGUUCAUGAGAUAGUCAGCAAGUUUAACCACCAUGAUCCCCCUCCUCCUGCUGCAUGUCCUGCAGAUGAACCUGGACGUAAAAAGAAAACGAAGCGAGCGCCGACGCUCAGACCCAAGCCCAAAAUCAAAUUUGUUCCUCAGGCCACGGCGGAGCAGGUGCCACCUCUGCCCCUGAAACAACGUCAGACACAGAGAAAAGACGCAGAGCAGAACAUGGGCUCAGGUGAUGUCACGGAUAGCAGACGAUCAGCCCCUAAUGGAAAAGAGGUGGAGCAGCAGGGUGCAAGGUGGAGGGCGGAUCAGGAACCUAACUGUGAUAAGAGCUGCUCUUGUGUGUGUCACCAGCAGCGUCCUGGCAUGAAGCUGGUAUGGGUGAAGAUAUCCGAGAAGGCGGAAAAGGAAGAGAAAGAAGAGGUCAAACACUCAGACGAAGACAUGGUCCCUGAGGAAUCGAGUGAUAGCGAAGACGAUGAAGUGGAUUUAGAACUGUAUCAGAGCGUGUCUUCAGAAUCAGAUUACAGCCUGAAUGAAUCUCUGAACGACAGUAAGAGCAAGUUCAAGGCGACACUGAAUAUCAUCGAGCGACAGUUGAGGAGGAAAUCCGAUCCCGGUCCCGAAGCUGUGCUUCACUCCAUCAACUUUCUGCCUCAGCACCUCAACAAGACCCACUCAGCAUCAGAGGAGGAGUCUAUUUAUGAAGCCACGAUCAGUGUGAUCUCUGCUCCCAGACAGACAAUGGAGAAAACUUUGAACAUUCCUGAAAUCCAAGUGAACAAAUCUCCUCCUGCCGUUCCACCUCGAAUGCCUCUGGAUAAAUCCAAAGGCAGAUGCGUUCCCAGGAGAGUUCCUCUAUCGCCCCAUUCGGGAGCACCCCAAUUGCCAAAGCUGCCUUCUGGAGAUCAGGGACCCGGCGAACGCGUGCAGCCGGUUCGUCCUCCGCCACUUCCUCCGGCCAGAGCCACUAACGACAAACGCCUGAGCAACCUCUCUCAGACGAGUAAAGGUGAAGAUGAUCAAAGCAGUGGUGGAGAUGCUGAAAACAAGGAGCCGAGACGCACUGCUGGACUCGCUCGACAAAAGUCGCUCGACAUGGAGGCUCAGAUGCCGGAAGAGCUACUGUACCAGAUUUACACCGAAACCUUCAUAUCGAGGGAGAUCCGGCGGCAGACGGUGUGUCGCAGCAUCAGUAAGACGAGUGCCGAUUACCCGAUGGAUUACGGACCCCCGCGGAUCAGCAGUGGAUCGGGCUCGGCCUCGGGGGCUGAUGGCAUGAGAAGCAGUCCUGUAUCCUUCCAGACGACGUUGUGGCAGGACCAGCCUACUGUCCGAGACAGCGGCAUCCUGAACACCAUCACACCAGAGGAGUGCAAGUACCAGGAGAGCAUGUUCGAGGUUAUGACCUCAGAAGUGUCAUACUUGCGUUCCCUGGGCGUCCUGACCGACCAUUUUAUGGAGUCACGAGAACUCAGUGAGAUUCUCAUUAACCGGGACAAGAAAACUCUCUUCUCCAACAUCCUGCGCAUCCGAGAAGUCAGUGAGAAGUUUCUUAAAGACCUGAAGGACCGUCUGGAUGAAAGUUUACUCCUCACUGACAUCUGUGAUAUCAUUAACUACCACGCGCAGCACAACUUCCCUGCGUACAUCGACUACGUUCGGAACCAGGUCUAUCAGGAGAAGACCUUCAGCUCGCUUAUGCAGACGAACUCGGGCUUUGCCACGGCCAUCGCUCAUCUGCAGGAGUCUCCUAUAUGCCAGCGGCUGCCCUUUUCAUCCUUCCUGCUGCUGCCCUUCCAGCGAAUCACACGCAUCAAGAUUCUCACUGAGAACAUCCUGAAGAGAACCUCAGAGGGCACCAAACAAGAAGAGAUGGCCUCAAAAGCUCUGGCUGCUGUGUCCAAGAUUAUAGAUGAGUGUAACACCCAGGUUGGGAAGAUGAAACAGAUGGAGGAGCUGAUAGAGAUCAACAAGACGCUGGAGUUUGAUAAACUGAAGGCCGUGCCGAUCAUCUCACAGACCCGUUUCCUGGAGAAGAGAGGAGAGCUGCAGGAGAUGGCUAAAGGUGGAACCCUGUUCAAUUUCAAACCCAAGCUGACGCCCGUCUUCCUCUUCCUCUUCAACGACCUGCUCGUCUUAGCCAACAAGAAAGGCUCGGAGCGCUACGUGGUGAUUGACCACGCCCACCGCUCUCUGGUGCAGGUUCACGCUAUGGGAGAGCAAGCGAUCGGGAUGAAUCUGGAGAACUGCUUCUGCCUCACGCUGCUGGAGAACCAUCAGGGACGCAUGAUGGAGAGGGUCUUAAAAGCCCCGUCUGAGUCUGAUAUGCACAGAUGGCUGGCAGCGUUUCCCAACCCCGAGGAUCCGAACCGAGAGCAGGAGGAGGUCAUAUAUGAAGACUGGGACUGUCCACAGGUGCAGUGUGUAGAGCGGUACGUAGCCACUCAGGCUGACGAGUUAAAUCUGGAUCCUACAGAGAUCAUCAACGUCGUCCGCAAAACCAACGAAGGAUGGUACGAGGGGAUUCGUCUCUCUGACGGUCAGAAAGGUUGGUUCCCCGUCAGGAACGUUCUGGAAAUCACCAGCGAGCACAUGCGGCGACGGAACCUGCGAGAGCGAUACCGCGUCAUUCAGGCAGCCAGCGCCAUGACCAACAAGACACGGACCAACUCGUGACCGCACAACACACACACACACACAUAUGGACAUUUUGUUCUUUUACUGGACAUUCAGAAGAAAAAGAAGAAGAAUAGAAAUCAGUUCUGAUUUAUUUUAAGCAUCGCACCGCAGUACAGAGAUCAGCACACUGCCAUUCAGUUCUGUCUUAUUAAAACCUUUUUCUUUUACACCACGGUGUGUGUGUGUGUGUGUGUGUGUGUGUG
Molecule: messenger RNA, 3778 nt
Organism: Hemibagrus wyckioides
Lineage: Eukaryota; Metazoa; Chordata; Actinopteri; Siluriformes; Bagridae
Gene: arhgef15b
Product: Rho guanine nucleotide exchange factor 15b
Exons: 16
Coding region: 720-3572 (950 amino acids)
Biological process (GO): activation of GTPase activity
Molecular function (GO): protein binding; guanyl-nucleotide exchange factor activity
Source: RefSeq, a predicted model, not a curated record